Molecule: messenger RNA, 1558 nt
Organism: Sander lucioperca (pikeperch)
Lineage: Eukaryota; Metazoa; Chordata; Actinopteri; Perciformes; Percidae
Gene: uprt
Product: uracil phosphoribosyltransferase (FUR1) homolog (S. cerevisiae)
Exons: 7
Coding region: 80-877 (265 amino acids)
Source: RefSeq, a predicted model, not a curated record
UAAACUGGAUCACUUUGUCAAGAAACGCUGUCCAGCUUUAGCUUAAUUUUAAGAGAAACCCCUUGAUCUCGCACUCAGGAUGCCAUGCCACAAUCAGCAACUGAACAAUGUCAACACUGGCCAGGAGCAUCCAAUGAAGCAAGUACGAUUUGCAAACAACAACAACAACAGCAGCAGCAGCAGCAGCAGCAGUAGUAAUGUGCCUGCAGUGCUGUCAGACUCUGAACCAACUGAUGCCACCAUACAACUUGGCCAAGAUAACCUGGGACCUCAACUUAAACUGCUCCCUCUGAAUGACCAGAUCCGUGAAUUACAGACUAUAAUCAGAGACAAGACAACCAGCAGGGGAGACUUUGUGUUUUGUGCUGAUCGAUUGAUCCGACUAGUAGUUGAAGAGGGUUUGAAUCAGCUCCCGUACUCAGAGUGCACUGUGACCACGCCAACAGGGUACAAGUAUGAAGGUGUCAAGUUUGAAAGAGGCAACUGUGGAGUCAGCAUAAUGAGGAGUGGUGAGGCCAUGGAGCAGGGUCUGCGGGACUGCUGCCGCUCCAUACGCAUUGGCAAGAUCCUCAUCCAGAGUGAUGAGGAGACACAGAAAGCCAAGGUCUACUAUGCCAAGUUCCCUCCAGAUGUGUACAGAAGAAAAGUGCUGCUCAUGUACCCCAUCCUUAGUACCGGGAACACUGUGAUUGAGGCGGUGAGGGUGCUGAUAGAGCACGGAGUCCAGCCCAGACAUAUUAUCCUCCUCAGCCUGUUCUCCACGCCUCACGGAGCCAAAUCUAUAAUCCAGGAGUUCCCCGAUAUCACCAUCUUGACCACAGAGGUCCAUCCAGUAGCUCCGACACAUUUUGGACAGAGGUACUUUGGCACUGACUAAACAGAGGACAACCGGAGGAGCAUGACCUGCAAAUUGUUUUGAGUAUUCAUGUCUUGUUAAUUUGAAUGCGUCUCAUGUUCUCCUUGUUAUGCCAAAUGCUGCUACCUAAUCUCCAAAGUCCCUAAACUGAUACAAAAUGAUUAAUCUGAUCAAUUGUAUUUAUGUUUUUGUUGAUGUUGCUGUGUAAACUCGUGCUAAAGAAAGAAAACAGCACUGAACCAUAUAAAGAGUUCCACUUGGAUCACUUUAUUUUGCAUGUUACAACUGAUGGAAAAUAAAUAAUUUAUAUUUGUUAAAAGACAGAACAGCAAACAGUAUCAGUACUUUUGGUGGUGGUGUUAAUAAAAGGGAAGUGCCACAUAACAUACUCCAAAGACAACUCAAAAGGGACCAUACUGUAUGUGCUCGAGCAAUAUUGAACUCUAUAUCAAACAAAACUGUUAUAAUAAUCCUACUAUUUGAUAAAAGCACAUCGCUUUGAUAGUUUAUUUUAAGUAUCACAUGAUGGAGCAAAUUAUACAGACACUCACUGCAGCAGUUAUGAUUCAGUAAACUCAAUACACAGGAAAAAAGAUGAAGAUUAUAACAGUAAAUAGACACCAGACUACACGAAACACUCAACAUCCACAUUUUUUCUGAUGUUUUAUACAUGCUUCCAAAUACUGAAUCAUACCUUGGAUU